AACUGGAAAAUCAGGAAGUGCCGAAACGCUCAAACGCAGGUCUACCUCCUACAUAAGUGCACUACAUAGGGCAUGACAAAAUAGCGUUCCACACCCUAUGUAGCACUCUUUACAUACAAUAGGGAGUGAAUUGUUAUUGAGCCUAGUGUAAAUGGUGGCGGUUCUUAACACAGAUGUAAGCAAAACAUGACGCCUAAUAAAACAGAACAGAAUCGCACAGACUGAGAUGAAUAUACUGCUGUGUCCAUUUCUGGUCAUAAUUUUGGCAGUGCUUCCUCUGACGUCAUGCCAGGACCCGGUGCCCAUUCAGUUCCAGAGCUCCCCUGUGCUGGUGGCUGCAGGAAACAAUGCCGUGUUUACAGUGCAGACCAUCUCCAAUAUCUUCUCCAUCACAUGGCUCGCUCCCGGAGGAGGUACUCUGGGUCAGUGGAUCAACAGCCAGGCUGUGCUUAAUCCGAUUGCCCAGUACCAAGGCAGGGUGAGCAUCAGUGCCACCCAGCUAAUAAUCAGCAGCAGUCAGCUCAGUGACGCUGGAAACUACACAGUCAUGGUAACACCGUCCGCUCCCACCGGACUGGCCAGCAACUCACGCUCUGUCACCUUGUCGGUUUUCGUUGCGGUGGGAGGAGUGAACCUGUUCGUGCCUUCUGUGACUAUAGAGGGCGGCAACGCGUCCUUAACCUGCAGCUGGACUUCAGGCACCAGCACCAGCGUGACAUGGGGUAAAGGUAGCACCAGUCUUCCCUCAGACCCUCGCUUUAUCAUCAACGCUGGGUCUCUGAUUAUCAACCCAGUGAACAGGAGCGAUGCCGGUCAAUACACCUGCACCGUCAGCAACCCUGUCAGCAGCAUGACUGCCACGGCAAGCCUCACUGUUUACUACGGUCCGGACACCCCUCAGGUGACGAGAACGUCCUCUGGUUGUGUCGGUGGGGGAGACGCCAUCGUUGGCCAGACGGUCCAGCUCACCUGCACGUCUGUCUCUCUGCCUCCUGCACUCUUGUCAUGGCAAUUCAACGGCCUACCUCUGACAGCCAGCCAGGCAAAUGGUGGCACGCUGAAUUUGCAGAUUUUCUCCAACAAUCAGAGUGGGCAGUACACAUGCUCCGCUCGUAACAGCAUCACGACACAGACGUCGCAGCAGCAGAUAAGCCUCAACGUUGUGGGUACGUGUCUGAGUGUAGGUGCAGUUGCUGGAAUUGUUGUCGCCUGCUUUGUAGCGCUCGUGUUAAUUAUUGUUGCCAUCGUACUGAUACUACGUCAGCGAAAAGCUGAUCAGAGGCUCAGGACAGUCAUUGAACAGCGGAAGGAAAACAUGAACAAUAGGCUGACGGUUCUUCCAGCUCCACAGAAUGGCCAUGAUAAUCCUGGGUUUCUUGGCCAGGGUGACCUGCCUGACCCACCGAUGCACAACGAUAACCGACUCAAUCGUUCAAAGAAUCAACACGCCAGUGGCCAACACAACAACAACAACAACGAUGAUGUACUGACGCAAAACAGGACGUCCAACACCGGUGCCAUUCAGCCCAAUGGCCAUCUUAAUACUGACAUGCUCUCAAAUAAUGCCACUCUCAACUCCAACUGGCCACGCUGA
Messenger RNA from Ictalurus furcatus (blue catfish), 1594 nucleotides. Its product is annotated as carcinoembryonic antigen-related cell adhesion molecule 5-like. The transcript is spliced from 9 exons. Bases 227 to 1594 code for a protein of 455 amino acids. Lineage: Eukaryota; Metazoa; Chordata; Actinopteri; Siluriformes; Ictaluridae. The record is from RefSeq and is a predicted model, not a curated record.